This is a messenger RNA of Penicillium daleae, 855 nucleotides long. Its product is annotated as F-box protein. The record is from RefSeq and is a predicted model, not a curated record. The coding region runs from base 1 to 855 and encodes 284 amino acids. Lineage: Eukaryota; Fungi; Ascomycota; Eurotiomycetes; Eurotiales; Aspergillaceae. The transcript has 4 exons. Gene Ontology annotation, molecular function: protein binding.
AUGCCUACUUUCGGUGUUAACCAACCAGUGAGGGAGCCUCCAAACCCACAGGGGCAUCCACAGGAGCCCGACCCUGCCAUGGCAAAGGGACUGAGGUUCCUCCCGGUAGAGAUUCUCACCAUGAUCUUCCGGAAUCUUCCAGCAGAGGACCUGGUUCGCAUUGCUAGGACUUCCCAUACAUUUACGGAGUCCGCAGCCUAUAUCCUCCGCACACGAAUGUCCCAUGCCUUCGAGAUUCCCGAACCUACUUUACUCUUCACUUUCGGACCCCCAGAUACUUAUCCAGAAAGCGUGAAAUGUAUCUACAUGGGCAUCAGCGGACUCUCCAGCUCCCCAGAGGGUCAACAGGUGAUGACUGAUGCGUUCGCCAUCUUCCACCCAACACCCUACUCACCUGCCGACAUGCCCACAGGUGGUCCGUCAGUUGACGAGUCAUUGACACGGGAGGUUGUCUUUGAAGAAUCGGAAAAAUUUGCCCAAUUUACGGGGAAUUUGUCCUUGGUGUUGGCUCUGGAAAUUGCAUUCAUUGCAGAUGGCACUACGAUUGGCGGGAAAAUGGUCAUUCGACUCCAGCGGGACUGGCUGGAGAAGGAGAGUUCCAAGAUCAUCUCCCUCGAUCACCAGAAUACAAUCAAGAUCCUGGUUGAAGUACGCAAAAUGGGUGUUGAUACCUUUGAAAUUCGAGUUACAGAACUGCAUAUCUGCGCAGCUCGUAUGCUUGUGGCUCUCGAGAAGACUAAAGAUACGAAAAAUCGAGGAAUCGAACAUAUCAGACUACCUGUUGCGCUCCCUGCAGGAAACAAUCGAUCUGGCAGCGGUGUUUUUAGAGGUUCCCGUGUGAAUCGGCCUCCAUGA